Sebastes umbrosus (honeycomb rockfish) is the source of this 8620-nucleotide messenger RNA. RefSeq names its product ubiquitin specific peptidase 19 (gene usp19). The record is from RefSeq and is a predicted model, not a curated record. NCBI's taxonomy places the organism in Eukaryota, Metazoa, Chordata, Actinopteri, Perciformes, Sebastidae. Gene Ontology annotation, biological process: protein deubiquitination. Gene Ontology annotation, molecular function: cysteine-type deubiquitinase activity.
AAGUAAGAGCUCCAGAUCACGUGAACGCGCCAGCCAGGAAGUGGCCUGUGCGCGCACUCAUCUCAUCUCACGGUGUAAUUUGUUCCAAACAAAGUCGGACUCGCUCAGCCCGCAGAGGCCCGAUGACUCCAACACACCGAGCAGCUCCUUCAUUGUUCUCUUUAGUUCUGAUCUGUGUAUAGUAUAUAGUAUAGUGAGCAGAGAUGGGCCCGGGAUAAACCAGAGAAUCUACCAGAGACACGGUGGACUGUCUGUCUGCGGGAAGCGGAGCAGCGGAGCAGCGGCCCGGUGGCCCGGGGCCGGGAAGGAGCUGAUCAGCCGGGGAGCAGCAGGACGAGUCUCCGGUCAUCGUGUGAUAGCAGCGGGAUCCACUUCUCACCGGACUCAAGCCCCUUAAGUCUCCGGUCCCCAUCCCUAACCAGCCUUCCUGAUUCUGUUCUGGGAGAAUUCAGACCAGUAUCAUCGCCAAGAUAGCCGGGCCAGGCAGGAAGAGGCACACCUCAGAUCCAGACCCCAGCAGCGGUAGUGAUUCCGGCGACGGGCGGCCUGUUAGUGCCAAGUGCCUGAAGAUGGCCAGCAGCGGUGGCGGCGGCGGCGUGGCCGGUACCGAGACGGUGGGCCGUCGUGGUGGGGCUCAGCAGAGAGGAGGCGGCGGCGGUAGGGACAACAGCUCAGACCUGUCCUCCAGUACCAGUAAGAAGAAGCAGAAGGACCGAGCCAACCAGGAGAGCAGAGAGGCCAAGAGGGCAGCCGCUGCAGCAGUAGACGGGGUCAUUGCAGAGGUCAAGAAAGACGUGUUUGUGGACUGGAAGCAGAAUGUCAAUGAGGUGACUGUCAGACUGCGCUGUGGGGAGGGGGUGCAGAGGAUAGAGGAUAUCAACACAUCCUUCACUGAUACUCACUGCCAUGUGUGCUUCCCUGAUGGACGGCAGUGGAGCUGCCAGUUGCAGGAGGAGAUCGAGGCGUCGUGUAGCAGAGUCCAGUACAAGGAGAAGGGAGGCUUCCUGCAUGUCAUCAUGCACAAGAAGAUUCCCUUUCACAUCUGGCCUUCGCUUAAGUCAAACAAGAAGGAGAAGGAGGCAGCACCUACAGAGACCAAAAAGGACAAGGAGCUGGACGUGAAGCCUGUCGCCUCGGAGUCAUUAGAGAAACCCAAACUGUCCUCCUCGCAGCCAAAACUCCAGCCCCAGCCACCCUCCUCACCUGCUGCACAUAGCGAGUCAAGACGCAGUGGUGGCAAAGCUGAGCGGGGGGUCAAGCGUGGCCUGAAAAACAAACCAGCAUGUGACAAGGUCACUACGGACUCUGCAGGGGCGAAAGGUGGAGCCGGAGACGGCUCGACCACCACCAGCAGCAGCAAGCCCGUCACAGUCACACACGGCGAGCCUCAGGAACCCAGCGCCAAGCGCACCAUCGUACAGCCGCCCACGACCGCCAAGGAGGCCACGUCACCGGCCGACAGGGACGCACACUCUGCAGAGUCUACGGCAGCCAGCGGUGAAGCUCCACACGCACACCCGCCUGCCGGUCGGAGCCCACCGACGCAGCGCACGGACGGAGACAACAGAGCAGAGAGACGAGGCAGCGGCCUGGAACAGAAACCAGCAGCUGCUGUUGUCGCCGCUGGCAACCAUACCGACAAAACUCAGGUGGCAGAGAAGCGAAACCAGUCUUCAGACGGGUCUGGAGCAACAGCACAUGGCAGCGAUAGCCAACCAGCAGCUCCCGUCAGCACCGGCGACCAGUGCCUCCUCGAACCCGUCGGCUUCAACGACCAAGGGGACUCUGCUGCUUCUCCAGAAACGCAGGGAGAUAGAACUGACUCUGAGCCAGAGAAACAGCCUGCUGAGCAGGAAUCGGAGCAGGAUACUCUGAUCCGCCAGCAGCUUGAAUCAAGAGAGGCAGAUUCAGUAUCAGCUGUUGGCCCGGCUGCCAAACGAGGCCCGUCACCCGGUCCGGCCCAGAGGCAGGUCAGCUGUGACGGAGAGGAGAAGCGGGACCAGUCGAAGGAGGAGCCUCCUCUGGAAAUGAAACCACAGGAAGUCCCAGAGCCGAUGGUCAACCUGCAGUUUGUGAAGAACGAUUCGUACGAGAAGGGCACGGACCUGAUGGUGGUUAAUGUUUACACGAAGGGGAUCUGCAGGGACACGGCCAGGGUCAUCUUCAGGGAACAGGACUUCACCCUCAUCUUCCAGACUAGUGAUACGAACUUUCUGCGGCUUCAUUCAGACUGUGGAUCAAACACAGUCUUCAAGUGGCAAGUCAAACUCAGGAACCUGAUCCAGCCCGAGCAGUGCAGCUACUCCUUCACCCCGUCCCGACUGGACAUCACCCUGAAGAAGAGGCACAGCCAGCGCUGGGGGGGUCUGGAGGCCCCCGCCACACAAGGUGCAGUGGGUGGCGCCAAGGUCGCUGUGCCCUCCAGCCCUUCCUGUAUGGAGAAGAGCCAGCCAGGCAGCAGCCAGCACAGCCUCCCAGCCAAGGAGGAGCCUCCGAGGGUUGGGGAGGAGAAACCCAAGCCCCCUAAGGCCUCAUCCAGAGUGGAGGACGGCGGUCUGGAUGCUGUGGCUCCUCGCCCCGUCUCUGAGCACGUUGCCAUCACCAAGCCAGAGCCCACUGUUAACACGCCUAAACCCACCUGCAUGGUGCAGCCCAUGACCCACGCACCUCCUGCCAGCAACGAGCGCCAUGAAGAAGAGGAGGAGAAGAAGGUGUGCCUGCCUGGUUUUACAGGAUUGGUCAACCUCGGCAACACCUGCUUCAUGAACAGUGUCAUCCAAUCCCUGUCCAACACCAGAGAACUCAGGGAUUACUUCCACGAUCGAGCAUUUGAGGCAGAAAUCAACUGCAAUAAUCCUCUGGGAACAGGAGGCAGGCUGGCCAUCGGCUUCGCCGUGCUGCUCAGGGCCCUUUGGAAAGGAACACACCAUGCUUUCCAACCCUCAAAACUCAAGGCAAUUGUGGCCAGUAAAGCCAGUCAGUUUACAGGUUAUGCCCAGCACGAUGCCCAGGAGUUCAUGGCUUUCUUGCUGGACGGGCUCCACGAGGACUUGAACCGCAUCCAGAACAAACCUUACACAGAGACGGUGGACUCUGAUGGACGGCUGGAUGAGGUGGUGGCUGAGGAGGCAUGGCAGAGGCACAAGAUGAGGAAUGAUUCCUUUAUAGUGGACCUCUUCCAAGGCCAGUUUAAAUCCAAGCUGGUCUGCCCCACAUGCUCCAAGGUAUCUAUCACCUUUGACCCUUUCCUCUACCUGCCUGUGCCCUUGCCCCAGAAACAAAAGGUGCUCUCAGUUUUCUACUUUGCGAAGGAGCCUCAUAAAAAACCCGUCAAGUUUUUGGUGAGUGUGAGCAAGGAGAACUCCAGCACUGCCGAGGUCCUCGAAUCCAUCUCCAGGAGUGUCAGGGUCAAACCGGAGAACCUCAGACUGUCAGAGGUGGGGAAGAACCGCUUCCAGCGCAUGUUCUUGUCGUCCCAUUCCCUGGACACGGUGUCCUCCUCUGACAUGUUGUUCUGCUUUGAGGUGCUUUCCAAAGACAUGGCCAAAGAGCGAGUGGUGUUACUCCGAGUGCAGCAGAGACUCCAGGUCCCUAACAUCCCCAUCUCAAAGUGUGCCGCCUGCCUGAAGCCUCCGGUGUCUGAGGAGGACAAGCUGAAGCGGUGCACUCGGUGCUACCGCGUGGGCUACUGCAAUCAAGUGUGUCAGAAGACCCACUGGCCCAAUCACAAGGGUAUGUGUCGACCCAACACUGAGAACGUGGGCCUGCCCUUCCUGGUCAGCGUGCCAGAGUCCCGUCUCUCCUACGCCCGUCUCACCCAGCUACUAGAGGGUUACUCCAGGUUUUCCGUCAACGUGUUCCAGCCUCCUUUCCAGUCAGGCAGGACAUCCCCCGAAACAUCCCAGUGCCGGGUUGACCUCCCCCCAAUGCCGGCAGGCUCUCAUGAGGGUCCGAGUCCAGGGGACGAGGCCGUGGGUGGUGGCGGUACUGUAGGAGCAGAUGAUCUGGAGCUGGAGAGUCCCUCUCUGCUGCCUGAAUCCCAAGCAGAGUAUGCUCAGGCCUCAGCCCUCCACUCCGGGGAGUCCGACUCCCUCGCCUCCUCCCAGACAUCGCUCUCCACCACGCAGACUGCAGAUUCAGGGUUUUCUGAGCCGGUCUCCUCCGCUUCCUGCUGCUCUCUGGACCCUCACGCUGAAAAGGAGACGUCCUGUGAGAAGGCGGUGCGGCCAGAGGCUGCAGUGACAGGGUAUCAGCAUCCAAGUGAAUCAGCAUCAGGUCACGCCAGCCAGUUCUACAUAGCUCUGCUGGACUCCAACAACAAGGAACAGAGGCUGGAUGAGAAAGAGGACCUCCUGGUGGACCUCCCUGAAGAUGGAUUCCUGGAGCUGGUGUGGAAAAACAACGAGCGUCUGAAAGAGUACGUCCUGGUGAGCUCCAAGGAGCUGGAGUAUGAGGAGGACCCCGGCUCUCUGAGUGAGACAGCCAGAGCGGGACACUUCACCCUGGAGCAGUGCCUCAACCUCUUCACAAAGCCAGAGGUGCUGGCACCAGAGGAGGCAUGGUACUGUCCAAAGUGCCAGCAGCACCGAGAGGCCUCCAAGCAACUGCUGCUGUGGCGUCUGCCCAACGUUCUGAUCAUCCAGCUCAAACGCUUCUCCUUCAGGAGCUUCAUCUGGAGGGACAAGAUCAACGACAUGGUUGACUUUCCUGUCAGGAAUCUGGAUCUCAGUAAGUUCUGCAUUGGCCAGAAGGAUGAGAUGCAACAACCCCCCAUCUACGACUUAUAUGCAGUCAUCAACCACUAUGGAGGGAUGAUAGGAGGCCACUACACAGCCUACGCUCGCCUGCCAAGUGACAAGAACAGCCAGCGCAGUGAUGUUGGCUGGCGUCUGUUUGACGACAGUACCGUGACAAUGGUGGAGGAGAGUCAGGUGGUGACACGCUACGCCUACGUCCUGUUCUACCGACGGCGAAACUCACCCGUGGAGAGGCCGCCGCGCUUCCUCAGGCCUGUAGGAGCCGAGUCGCCCACUGCUGCAGGAGCUACUGCCAGCCAGGCCUCUCUAAUAUGGCGGGAACUGGAGGAAGAAGAGGAGGGGCUCGACGAAGGCCCCCGUGGACUGUCACGCUCUGCGCUGCGGAGGCGUCAGGCGGCGAGGAACCGAGACGAGGAAGACGAAGACAGAAGCGAAGGGGCGGUGCGACGGCACCGCGGGCAGAGGAUGACGGACUAUCCCGACGACGACUGCGUGCGCUAUUUUGUUCUGGGCACGCUGGCGGCCGUGUUUGCUCUGUUGGUCAAUUUGGUCUACCCUCUUCUUUACAAGCAACUGGACCUGAGCAGAGGCUCGUUGGUCACAGAGCAGCCAGGAGAAUGAAUGUGAGGUUGGUCAAACAAACAGAGCUUAGACAGGAAACUCUGGAAGAGGCAGUUUAACUUUUAAUACUUCUCCACUCCUGUUGAAGAAGCCAGUCAGUCAUCCGUUGGUCUUCAGCAGGUAGAACGGUUCCACCAGCACUGCUACACUUGAAGUGUGUGUAGAACUUUACCUGGCUCAACCCAGCUAAACAGCAGAAACAUCCCGGUCAUCAUGAGAGAACCUGGUAGUUAAAGCUGCAGUAGAAUGACACUAUCAGCACACAGUGCCGCUACACUGACUGUAAACUAUUCACUACAUUGCCUCUAUGCAUCCUAUCGACUCUUGCUUCCAGUGGAUGGGUGCUUUUCAAACAGUUCUCAGAUGAUGAGCUCUGACAGCCUCACAGUUCAGGGGUUUCUCAGUGUGGUUGUACGAGGUCCUUCUCCAUAGUCAGCGUAUCACUACAGUAGAUGGAGUUAGGAGAAACAGACGUGCUGUGGAUGGAGGCAGCAGCAGAAUGGAUUUUAGACACCUAAAAGAAAGACCCACCAAGGGAAGGGUCGGGCUGGUGUCAACAUUACAAAAAGGUUUGAUAUUAAGCCACCGGACCGGACCGGACCGGUAUACAGAAUUUUACCACUAGGUGUCGCACUUGACUCAGCAGCCACUCCACCAAACCUCGGAGGAGUGGUCACUAAAAUGAGAAUAGCCGGACCACCUUAACAGCCCACCUUAAGUGAGCCUGGGCCCAAGUUGUUGCUAGCUUCAGGGCUAACCGGCUAACCCCCUUCACUUUAAUCAGCAGGUGGCAGCAAGACACGUCCAACAGUCUAAACUGUCCACACACUGUACUGCUACAUUCAGCUCUAACAUUACUGACAACUUCAGACUCACCGUCCGUCACACACACUCUGUCUGUCUCUCUCUCUCUGUCUGUCUCUGUCUCUCUCUCUCUCUCGCGGUCUCUGUCUCUCUCUCUCUCGCUGUCUGUCUGUCUGUCUCUCUCUCUCGCUGUCUGUCUGUCUCUCUCUCUGUCUGUCUCUCUCUCUCUCACUCACUCCCUCUGUCUCUCUCUCUGUCUCUCUGUCUCUGUCUCUCUCUCUCCCUCUCUCACACUCUCUCUCUCUCUCUCUCUCGGACCUCGGACUCGCUCACGUUACGGGCCGCCGGGCUUGCAACACACCGGCUGACAGUCCGUCUUGUCUCUUCACCCCAAAAGACACAUGAACUUUCUAGCAAACAAACACGAGGUGGGGCGUGCGUCUGUUCCCCCUCCGACCUCUAUUGAAUGUGAUCUCCAUGUUGGACGUGUCAGUUGAAGUCAACGACCUCGGCUCAUCAGACGCACACGUCCCGUCAGACACUCGUGGUUCCGUUAGUCCGUUUAUAAACCGACAUAAUAUUAUGUUAAUCAUGUUGUCAUAUUUCUUAUUACUGAAGCAGAACAACCUGGAUUUAGUGUUGUGAUGCCGUCGGCACAGGUUGCUGAAGUUCGGCUACUUUUUAAUUUGCCAGAAGGUGUCACAAUGACAUGCAGAAUCAACCAGGCGGCAUAAAAUCAAACCGAUGUUAGCGCGUACACCGGACCGGACCAGCAAAACCAGAAAUGGACCCAACUCGAGGCCCAACCUAAUCAGUUUAAGUGUACGCUAUAUUUAGUAUAUUUUCUCUGCUUUAUCCAGCCAUCAGACGGCCCCUUUCUGACGGGGAACUGAAGCCAUCAUCUACUGUAGGUGAUCCAGUGACUAUGGAGAAGUAGGCUACCUCCUACAAUGUGAACUAUCCAUUUAAUCACCUUCACCUUGGGAACAGUUCACAAAAUAAAUCUUAACUCGAGUACCAGGAAGUCCAUGAGGUGUGGUUUAAAGCAAUGAAAAAAAGCUAGUAAGUGGACCUUUAGUUGAGAUGUCUUACCCAACAAACUGUAUAUUUGUUCAGUAAUGAAUGGAGUUCUUAUAAGCUGAGAAAUGACAACGUUCUAGUCCAAAAAGAGCUCCAGAGGAAGCUGCUGUCCUUUAGUUUUUAUUGCACUAACACUGUGGAGAGAAUGACAUCGCUGCUUCCUGCAGCAUGAAUAUGAAUAUGAAUAUGAGAGAAGAAGUACUUCAGUCGUUAUAUCAUGAAGCAAAGACAACGCUCUAUUGUUUGUGUGACCAAAUGCCUUUUUGAUGUCCUUAAAUUGAACACAAAUGGAUUGAUGGGCCUUAGAAGGGCAGUUUGCCUCCAGACACCAUCGACUCUUUCAGCAAUACCUACUGCAGUUCACUGUUAUUACAUUUUAACAUUUAUUUUCCAUUGUUUUUUUCUUCUUUUUUUUUUAAAUGCCUGUCAAAGUCUGUUUUAGUUUCUUUUUAAUGUAACAUUUAGAAGCCAUAGAGAGGUGAGGAUUUAAAAUUCUCAGGAUGAAAUGAUAUAAUAUAACAAAGGUCUAAAUGAGACGAGACAUUUACUGACCAUGCAGUCCCGUCACAGCCAAGUUCAACGAGGAAUGUGCAAUUAUUGAUAAAGGAAUUACCGUCCACCUCUGAAUGUCAUGUUUUUCAAUGUGAAAGCUGUUGGGUAUGGACAGUUUGGAGCUCUAUAACAUCACAUUUUACAUUAUUCUACUCAAUUAUUUGUUCAAUUGAAAAAACAAAACAAAAGAUUUUCUUUAUUGAUUACAGCUUAAAAUUUGUAGAUGAUUAGUCAGCAGUUUAAAUGGAUUCUUCAGAUUUGAAGUGUUGAGACUCCAGCUGUCCAUACUGGAGAUGAUGAGUGUACUGAGUGUGUGUGUGUGUCUCAGGGAACCCCUCCGGUAUCCAGGUAGAACAGUGACCUUUGUUUGCCUUAAACGCGCCGUCACACUGUGGAUACGUGACUCCGAUAUAUGCAAGGCUCUACACUACUGUGGACUGUGUAAGACGUGAACAGCAGCAGUGGAUCAACGGAUGUUCAACUCCUGUCCAGACAGCUGAAGUUCAACUCACUACAAGCUGCUCUGUUUUUACCCUUUAAAUGGUUGUUUAGGUGACUGGAUUGAAAUGGACCCGACUGAAGGAUGAAACUAUGUCUGUGUGUAGAAUAAUCCUGAUUUAGGUCUCUAUAUCUGUAAUAUACAUUAAAUCACUGAGUUUUUGAUUAUUUAAAAAGAGAAUCAUAACCUAUUUUACUUCCCCUGCAAUAAUGUAUGUAGAUUCCUCCAUCUACACAUAUAGAUAUAUAUAUAGAUAGAUAUAUAUAAAGCAUUGUACUCCUUUUGGAAAUAAACUGUCCCAUCUGUU